Messenger RNA from Bemisia tabaci, 2862 nucleotides. Its product is annotated as fatty acyl-CoA reductase wat-like. NCBI's taxonomy places the organism in Eukaryota, Metazoa, Arthropoda, Insecta, Hemiptera, Aleyrodidae. The record is from RefSeq and is a predicted model, not a curated record. Gene Ontology annotation, cellular component: peroxisome. Gene Ontology annotation, molecular function: alcohol-forming very long-chain fatty acyl-CoA reductase (NADP+) activity. Gene Ontology annotation, biological process: long-chain fatty-acyl-CoA metabolic process.
GAUUAACCGCAAACUCUUCUUUGUUAAUGGCUUAAAAUUUAUUGCUCUCCGACCAGCGUGCUUGUAAACUGUAGCUGCUUGGAAUUCAGUUUAGCUUUUUAUGUAAUUAUAUAACAGUUGGGAUUUGACGGGCUCAAAUUUUCACUUCAUCAGUUUUAGUGUUGACAGAGUGGAAAAUUUUGAAUCACUUUUGGCGACGUGUAAUUUUAAUUUCUCAGAUCAGUCUUCUUCCAUCCGUGCUCGUCCUAUGUGAAAAGUGUCAGAGUUUCUUUCUGAGUGUUUCUUUAUUUUAGAGUUUGAUCAUCACUUCUUGCACUUGGAUGCAAACGGCCACUAGGUACUUUGUCCAGGACCAUUCUUUUAUUUCCGUUCCGCAAAAUGACAGACAAGGAUCUAAAUUCGGACUUUCAGAGCCCAGGAAAAGUGAGUUUUGCGGCGGAACAGACGACGGAAUCGGAAAUUCAAAAAUUUUUUAUCGGUCAAAAUGUGCUCAUCACUGGUGGGACAGGAUUUCUCGGAAACGUGCUCAUCGAAAAGUUGUUGCGGUGUUGUCCAGGUAUCAAUAAAAUUUACCUUGCUGUGCGACCCAAAAAAGGCAAAAGCAUUUCCGAGCGUAUGGCAAAUAUGUUUUCCAAUCCGCUAUUUGCCGUAUUGCAUGCAGAAAUGCCGGACGUUCUGAAAAAAGUGGAGCCUAUCCACGCAGAUUUAGAGCGCGCUGACUGUGGAAUGACUGAGGCAGAUCGGACGCUUUUGGAGACAGAAAUCAGCGUUGUGUUCUACACAGCCGCUACGGUGAAAUUUGAUGCGCCCCUGAAGACGGCCUUGAACAUUAACACAAGGGCCACCAGAGAUCUUAUUAAACUGGCCCAGCGAAUGAGAAAUUUAAAGGCUUUCGUACAUGUAUCUACAGCAUUUUCAAACUGCAUACGGGAUACGAUUAUGGAGAAAUUUUACGCCCCUAGACUGACAGGAAACGCAGCGAUUUGUCUCACAGAAGGCGUCGAUGAAGAUUUGAUGGCUGAACUAGCUCCAGUCUUGAUGAAGCAGUGGCCAAAUUCGUACGUUUUCACAAAAAAUCUUGCUGAGGAUGUGAUCAGAGAAAUGGGAGAAAAUAUGCCCCUGGCCAUUUUGAGACCUGGCAUCGUUAUAUCGACAGCCAGGAGCCCUAUCCGGGGGUGGAUCAACAACCACUACGGACCCACCGGAGCGGUGGCUGGAGCAGUUUGCGGGGUACUCAGAGUUUUUCAAGCGAACGGAGACUGCGAUGCUGAGAUAGUUCCUGUUGACUACGUUGUCAACGCUAUCAUUACAUGUGCCUGGAAUGUUGGAACCGAGUGCAUUUUACAUAAGAGAAUCGAGACCAGCAGAAGGACACAAGAAAGCAACCAGUGCAGUUUUCUCGAAGAUGUUGGAGGGAUCCAACAAAUGAAAGACGAUCAAUCGGAGAACUCUGAGGAGCGCAAAGAGGAGACAUCUCCUAUUCCGAUCUUCAAUUACAUCUCAUCGAAUAAAAACAGAAUAAAGUGGGGAAAGUUUUCGCGCGAACUCAUCGAAAAUGGAUCGAAAUACCCUCCAAAAUCAGCGGUCUGGUGUCUCUCAUUCAGAAUUAUACCAAACACGUUUCUAUGCCUACUUUAUGCCAUAAUGCUCCAUUUUAUCCCAGCUUUUAUAAUCGAUAGCUACCUUACUCUCAUAGGUGAAAAAGCAAGAUUCUUCGAUUUAUACCGAAAACUCCAUAAAUUUUCCACACUCCUUUCAUUCUUCAGCUUAAAGCAGUGGGAGUACCAAGACGAAAAUGUGAAAAAGUUAUGGUCAAAAUUAAGCGCCACUGAUAAAAAUAUAUUUUAUUUCGACUUAAAAGACCUUGUUUGGGAGGAAUAUUUUCGUGACUACAUGCUUGGUCUUCGAAAGCACUUGCUGCACGAACCAUCAGAAACUGUCCAACAGGGCCGUAAAAAGAGAAAUUGGUUUUUGGUGGCUCACUACACGUUGGUGCUGUUCGGCUGCUUCAUCUUCGCUUGUCCUCUAUGGUACCUCUACAACAAUCUGAAAUGAUGAUAUUGGAAAGCCGUGCAUGCGUACGCUCAUGCAGACAGAUCACAAACGCGGGAUUUGAAAUGGAUUUUAUGGGUUCUCUAGGAAUAACCGUUAGAUUUUUUUUACAAAUAUUUCAUGAACAGCAUUGUUCACUAAAAAGAAGAUUAGUCCCGCAUAAAGUUGGCACAUACCUCGAUUUGGUGAAUUUAAAAUCCUACUUUUCCAAUUCCUCAAAAUGAAUCAUUAAAUUGUUUCUUAUCCAACUCACCACAAGCACACCUCAUCUUCGCCACCCGCAAAAAUUUCUGUUUGGUAGAAAUACGUCCAAUUGAGAAUGUACCGGUACAAUGAUGGAAAAUAUUGGCAGACUUCACCAUUUCUACACGCUGUAUUUCACACAGCGUGAAUUCAAAGUCGAUUCUGCCAGAGAAAUGGUUACCUGUACCAGGAUAUUGUAACGUUUACCUGUCUUCGGGCAGAAUUCACUCUGAGUUGACGCUGUGUGAAAUACAAAGUGAGGGAAUGGUAAAUUCUACCAAUCUUUUUUUUUCAGUGUGCAUUCUCAAUCGGACGUAUUUUUACCAAACAGAAAUUUGUGCGGGUGGUAACGAUGAGGUGUGCUCGCGGUGAGCUGGAUAAGAAACAAUGUAAUGAUUCCUUUUGAGAAAUGGAAAAGUAAGAUUUUAAAUUCACCAAACGGAAUGUAUGUGCCAACUCUGCCGUGAUAGCGAAGAGAGCCGUAAGUGCAAAAAUGAAGUUUUGAGAAAACGGGCUCAGAAGCUUCAGACAAGAUCAUUUUAUUGAAAGAAGCCUCCGUUCUUUGUC